AUGCGGGUGUAUAUUUGGGGGGUUUUAUUGGUAUAUGUAGUGGGUAUUGUCUGGGGUGUAGUAAAACCGUUGUUAUCUGUGGAGAUAACUGUGAAUUUUGUGGUUGAAAAGGAGUUGAAACUGAAUGAUUUUGACUUGGAGCAGGUAUUGGAUAAAAUCAAAAACAUUAUGCAGGAUGUUGGUCCUGAACUCAAGAUUAAAUUAGGGCGAAGACUAAGAGUGGAUCGGAAAGUGCUUAAGAGGAGUACUGGAGUGAUUCAUGAAAUAGAAUCGGAUGAGAGUACGGGUUUAGGAAUACUUGAUGGACUGAACCAAGUACGCGUUAGUCAAAUGAGUAGUUGGGAGAGUAGAUUUGGAGAUAGAAUUAGGGAUGGAGGAGAUAGAAGUAAGGAUGGAGGAGAUAUAAUUAGGAGUGAGGGAGAUAGAAUUGGGGAUGAGGGAGAUAGAAGAUUAUCAGAAGAAGAACAAGAAGAUAAGAAGAUAAGAGAGAGAAGAGUUUGUGGUGUGUUGUUUGGAAUAUUUGAGGAUCGCGGUGAAGGUGAGUUUUGUGGUGUAUCACGAGGGAGUAAUUAUGGAAGUAGAUCUUGUGGUGGGAUGGCUAUUUGCUUGGUUAAGCCUGGUGAUAGUUGGACUAAAAUGGCUGAAAUUGCUGCUCAUGAAUUAUGUCAUUUAUUAGGAAGUGGUCAUGAUGGGGAUGGGAGUGAAUGCUCGGCAAAUGGAUCAAUAAUGGCUCCUAUUUACUGGCCAACUGAUAAGAAGAAGAGAUUAAGUGAUUGUACGAUAAAAAGUCUAAAAAAGAAAUUAGGCCUUCCCGAUUAUGAAAUUGAAAGAAGCUAA
Molecule: messenger RNA, 837 nt
Organism: Nematocida homosporus
Lineage: Eukaryota; Fungi; Microsporidia
Exons: 1
Coding region: 1-837 (278 amino acids)
Biological process (GO): proteolysis
Molecular function (GO): metalloendopeptidase activity
Source: RefSeq, a predicted model, not a curated record